AGUGGGGCCAGAGGGACAUUGUGUGCAGCAGCGAGGAGCCUGCAGAGGAACAUGGCGCUGCUCCGGGGACUCCUGGUGCUCUGCUUGUCCUGCCUGCAAGGCCCCUGCUCUGCGUUCUUUCCUGUGAGCGCCAUGGAGCCCCUGGGCCAGCAGCUAAUCAGCGGGAUGUCGCAGGAGAAGCUCUCCCCGAUAAUCUUCCUCAAGUUGCGCAACCAGGAGGCUGGUGGCCAGGUUGCCCUGAAGAAGGCCCCAGGAGACUGCAAGGCGGCCCCCACCCCAGAGCAGACCCGCAGGCUGGCCCAGGCCAUGAUGGCUUUCACCACAGACCUAUUCUCCCUCGUUGCCCAAAGGUCCACCAGCCCCAACCUCAUCCUGUCGCCUCUGAGUGUGGCCCUGGCACUGUCUCACCUGACACUGGGUGCUCAGAACCAAACGCUGCAGAGAUUGCUGCAGGUGCUACAUACAGACUCAGGGCCCUGCCUCCCCCACCUGCUGAGCCGCCUCAGCAGGGACCUGGGCCCUAGGGCAUUCCAGUUGGCUGCCAGAAUGUACCUGCAGAAAGGAUUUCCCAUCAAAGAGGACUUCCUGGAACAAUCGGAGCAGCUCUUUGGCGCAAAGCCCAUGAGCCUGACAGGAAGUAAAGAGGAUGACCUGGCAAACAUCAACCAAUGGGUGAAGGAGGCCACUGAGGGGAAGAUUGAGAAUUUCCUCUCGGAGCUGCCAGAUGAUACAGUGUUGCUUCUUCUCAAUGCCAUCCACUUUCAGGGUUUCUGGAGGAACAAGUUUGACCCAAGCCUCACCCAGAGAGACACUUUCCACCUGGACGAGCAGUUCACGGUGCCGGUGGACAUGAUGCAAGCCCGCACGUACCCUCUGCGCUGGUUCUUGCUGGAGCAGCCUGAGAUACAGGUGGCUCAUUUCCCCUUUAAGAACAACAUGAGCUUCGUGGUCGUUGUGCCCUCCCACUUUAAGUGGAAUGUGUCCGAGGUGCUGGCCAACCUGAGCUGGGACAUCCUGCACCAGCCCUUGCUGCGGGAGAGGCCCACCAAGGUCCAGCUGCCUAAGCUGCAUCUGAAAUGCCAGCUAGACCUCGUGGGCACUCUCAGACAGCUGGGCCUGCAGGAGCUGUUCCAGGCCCCAGACCUGCGUGGGAUCUCUGACCAGAGACUGGUGGUGUCCAGCGUGCAACACCAGUCCACUCUGGAGAUCAGCGAGGCUGGCGUGGAGGCGGCUGCGGCAACCAGUGUGGCCAUGUCCCGCAUGUCCCUCUCCUCCUUCAUCGUGAACCGCCCCUUCCUCUUCUUCAUCCUCGAGGACACCACAAGCCUGCCCCUCUUUGUGGGCAGCGUGAGGAACCCCAACCCUGGUGCGCAGCAGGAGCGCAAGGAGCAGCAGGACUCUCCGGACAUCAGGGACUUCUUCCAGAACCUGAAAGCCUUUCCCCGGGGAGACAAGCCCUUUGGCCCUGACUUGAAACUUGAGCCUCCCUCGGAGGAGGAGGAUUAUCCCCAAUUUAACAACCCCAAAUGAGGGGCCGUGGCUGCCAGCAUCCUGAGUCCCUGCCAGGGCCAGCCUCUCAACUGAUGUGACUCUAUCCAAACAGCUUCGUGGGAUUAGGGGCGGGGGCCUACGUGGGCAGUCUGGGAGAGGAGAGGAGCCAUUCUCUCCCAUCUCCUCUUGGGGAG
Molecule: messenger RNA, 1685 nt
Organism: Diceros bicornis minor
Lineage: Eukaryota; Metazoa; Chordata; Mammalia; Perissodactyla; Rhinocerotidae
Gene: SERPINF2
Product: serpin family F member 2
Exons: 10
Coding region: 52-1530 (492 amino acids)
Biological process (GO): negative regulation of fibrinolysis; negative regulation of endopeptidase activity
Molecular function (GO): serine-type endopeptidase inhibitor activity
Source: RefSeq, a predicted model, not a curated record